This is a messenger RNA of Beta vulgaris subsp. vulgaris (sugar beet), 933 nucleotides long. RefSeq lists its product as uncharacterized. The record is from RefSeq and is a predicted model, not a curated record. The coding region runs from base 398 to 616 and encodes 72 amino acids. NCBI's taxonomy places the organism in Eukaryota, Viridiplantae, Streptophyta, Magnoliopsida, Caryophyllales, Amaranthaceae. The transcript has 6 exons.
AAGUGGGACAUAGAUCUAACAUUUAAAAUGAAGUACUUCAAUGUAUUCUAGCAGCCAUUGUAGAAUUAUCAAUUCUUAAAAAGAAAGAAACGAAAACAUAGAAAAGAAGAAGUGUUUAAACCUAAUUCUCUAAAUUUGAAUCCGAAAAUUCUGCUGUGAUUACAAGGGAAAUUCUAACUUUUUCUACAGAUUACAGAUUUCAUUUCUUUAGAAUCUGAAAAGUUAGAUUUCGAUUUCCGAAUUUCCAGGAUUCUAAUUGCUUUGUUGAAGCAUUUGAAACGCCCAUUCACAGUCGUCGUAGCCGACGACGCUUGCACGCUGCGUCCAUUCGCCGUCGCCGACCUACCGAAACGCCCAUUUCAAUUUUCAGUCAGUUUGUCUUGGUAUUCAAGCUACCAUGAAUUGGGUACAACGCAAGAUUUAUCUUUACAAUGUAACUUUUGGACUCUAUAUGUUAGAUUGGUGGGAGCGUUACCUUUUCAAUACACUAAUCAUUGUCUUAAUGUGGUUUAUUUUUUACAAUGGAUCUCGACAAUUGUCCGAAUUUUGGAAGAGUUCUCUUGGCUAUGCUCGCUCUCAAUCAUCAGUGAAAGGGCAUCUUUGGGGUGGUGCAUAGAUACCUUAACCUACAACGGGAUCAAGGCCAAAGUUCGGACAUGAUGUUUGAUCUGCUGGAAAAAAAACCGGGUAGAUCCCCAUCAAUGUAUCUUUUGUGAUAGUUAUUUUGAGUCCUUAAUUUUGUAUUUGUCUAUUUUGUAGUUCAUUGUUCUGGUUUUUUCAGUUGUAAUCAUAUAUUAUCGAUCCUUGUACUAGUUCCAUGUUUGUAUUGUAUUUGAAAGUGGAACUAGUGUGUCAUCAUCUUACAAUUGCAACCCUCCAUCAUCAAUUCUUUGAAGGAGAAAAGAGAUCAAUAAUACAUAACCGAGUUUCUUA